This is a messenger RNA of Coniophora puteana RWD-64-598 SS2, 1854 nucleotides long. RefSeq lists its product as uncharacterized. The record is from RefSeq and is a predicted model, not a curated record. NCBI's taxonomy places the organism in Eukaryota, Fungi, Basidiomycota, Agaricomycetes, Boletales, Coniophoraceae. Bases 1 to 1854 code for a protein of 617 amino acids. The transcript has 5 exons.
AUGCCGCCGCGCCAGUCCCCUCCCGUGGAGGAUUUCUCUGACCAGAUUCGGAACAUCGCAACCACCACCGAAGACAAAGACGCCGAGGAGCGAGAGCACCUCAGUAUCAUGCAGGUAAACGCUGCCACAGCCAGGGAAUCUGAGCUGCGUACCGGAUUCACGCGACUUCAGACGAAGUACGUCGCUCUCCGCACCAAGUGCAAGGCCAUGGAUCGAGAGCUCUACCUCCUCCGCAUGGCAGCUGCCGACGGAUCGAUCACAAUGACGGAGGCCUCUCUCGGCGAGCUAUCCAAGGGCGGCGGGCGGAAGUACUUCGUACUCGUUCGUCUCUGGGUUCCUGACCGUGUAUUCCCCUUGCCCGAGAACAUCGAGUUCAUCGAUCCCAACGAUCCCAGCAGGUGGCAGACCAAGGACAUGGAACUGCUCGGGCACAUCACCGAUCUCUUUGGGGUAUUGGACGAGAGGCUUCGUGAGGCAGCGCUCGAGUUUCCUCUGUUCGCUCAGCAGUUCUGUGCAGGCGUCGAAGCUGAACGCCGAACGUGUGUCUCCACGAUUAAGGAUAACAUUGCAGCCAUCCUCAGCGACUUCAUCACGCUCGAUCCCAUCACGGCUGGUAACUCCAGUCUUCUCAUGGCUCAUCCCGGCAUUGUCGCACUCCGCAGGAACCCCACUGAACCCGAUGUCGAGUACCCGAAGUACUCGUCUGUUCUCUAUGCCGAUCCCAACAAUCCCGAGACUGAGGGUCUCUUCAGGUCAUCGGCUUUGAUUAAGGCGGCAAAGUGCAUUCUCUUCGGUAAGACUUCGAUUGGAGUACGCGGCGGUAGCGGAGGGCGCACUCCUAAGGGCGAACUAUGGAACAUGACGGAACCGACCCCUGGUCUCAUUGCCGGUGUCAGUGUGCUGGUAAUACAUCGUAUCGGAGAAGACGACUCGUUCACACCGAAGAGGAAUCGCAGCGGCGUGGAUUGGACGGCAGUCUUCGACUUUCUGUAUAUGCUGUUGACGUCCAGCGACACCGAGGACUUCACCGAGGAUCUCUUUGAAUUCUGGAGCGUCAUGUGCUUCGGCCAGACACCGUCGUCUCGCACUCUCACGGCGACGGAGACUGUUACCUCGUCGGCACCUGCGAAGGCUGCUGCACCUGCAGUACCUGUGGACCCUGUGUUCGAGGCUAUGAAGCGCCGUCGUGCGGAGCCGACGGAGGAUCCCAACGCACCGUUGGAGUCGUCCGAAGCCCCAGCGGAACAGGCUAUUUCCAACAUGCCUCGUCCCCCCUUUGGCACUUCACGCCCUGCGUCACCAGUCCUUCCGUCAACUAUCAUGCCAUCUGUGUCGUCGGGUAUGCGACCCUCUAUCACAGGGCCCAACAGUGGGGCUGCACCGCUGGCGCAGGCGACAUUUGAUUCCGUUUCCGCAGCGGCGCUCCAGCGCGGCCUCGAUCGUCUUUCGAUUGGAGACAAGCAAGGAUCUAUUAGCUUAUCUGCUCUAACGAGCCUCCCAUCCUCGGCCUUCUCCUCUCCUUCCACUGCUAUAACUGUCCCGGUGACCACUCCCCCCAUCCAGAAACCACACUCGCUGCGUAGGGGUGAGACGGUUCUAAUCGAACGUGCACCUGUCACCGGUUCAGCUCCUUCGGUCAUCUCGGUCACAGCUGAGGCUCCCCCUUCCUUCGUAUCUGUGGCUGCGCCACCGCCGGCUGCGCCAAUGGAAGCUCGCACCACCAGGUCUCGUGGCUCGAAAAGCCAGGCUCCCGGCGCGGGGUCAGCUGCCCAGGCUGCUGCAGGCAGAUCCGAUGAGGCUGGGAAGGGCAGGCUUGGGACGACUAGGCGCGGGGCUGUUGCAAGGGGUUCCUGA